Messenger RNA from Daldinia caldariorum, 1221 nucleotides. RefSeq lists its product as uncharacterized. The record is from RefSeq and is a predicted model, not a curated record. Bases 1 to 1221 code for a protein of 406 amino acids. The transcript has a single exon. NCBI's taxonomy places the organism in Eukaryota, Fungi, Ascomycota, Sordariomycetes, Xylariales, Hypoxylaceae.
AUGGGGGAUGACAACGGCACCCGAUUAGCCCGCCAGAUGCGGCGCUUCAUAAAAGAGUUCCCAAAUCACAAGUCCCUUCGAAAUGUAGAAGAGAGUGCAAAAACGAUUAUUCAGGGGAUAGGAAAUCCAGAUUUCUACGAAGAUGCGUCAGAGAAAUUUAAUCCGGAGCACGUUGACUGGAAUACCCGAAAAAAAUUCGAAAAGUCCUAUAAAGAGCUCCAACGAGAUUAUCCGAACAUACCAGAUCUGAAAAGUGAAGGUAAAAACACAGAUCAAGAUAAAAAGAAGCGGAAGGAAGCUGAAGAGGAGAAGGCAAGAAAAGACGAGGAAGAGAGGAAGCGGAAGGAGGCUGAAUUUCGAACCUGGAGGAAGACCAACGCCACCACCAUCGAUCAAACUCCCCUAGAAUCUAGGGAAACUAGCGUCUUCAGUCAGAUUCCGGACCGAGGAUACAGGGAGACUAGCACCUUUAGUCUAACCCCUCAACCCUUCGCGUGGCGAAAAGUCGAAGAGACGUGUAGUGAUGAACUUGCAGACAAACUGUUACAAGCCUGUGUGGAACAAAAUUGCGACUUUUCCGAUGUUAUGUUUUACCUCGAAUUCCUUCUAAGACAAGACCCUGACUACGAACCCAAUAAGCUGACCAGCCUUGCCAUCCGUUUUAUCAACGAUUGCCCUCGUUCUCAGCAGAAAUUGGUGAGAGACCUAGGUGAAAAAGAUCCUCAGCUUAAACGCGCCUAUGAUAGGUAUUACUCACCACCACAAUUGUUGAUAGAGAGGCGACCGUGGGCUAGGAACCCACAAGCGUACCGAGACCGGAUACUGAGGGACUUGGACGCAGAUGAAAAGGCCUGGGAUCAAAUUACGCUUGACAUCGAUCCUGACACAUAUCAGAAGAAAGCCGAGGGAAGAACCACGGCGGCCGUUGCCGGGUAUCUUGAUGUUUGCCUUGAGAGUCUCAAUUCCAAGAACAAAGACGAGGAAAGACACUGUCUAGUGUUAAAAAGCGAGUAUCCUGAAGCAACCGCGCGCUUCAUGGACAGUAGAAGGGGUCGCAUGCUGUCGAUGAACCCACAAAAGAAGGGGAGAUUGAAAGGGCGCCAGAAGACAGACAUAAAGAUUUUGAACUACUCCUGUGCUCGCCAGACGUAUCCGGAUACUUACCCGAGAAUGUAUUAUUUUGGAAUCGACAAAAAGGACAAAAAUGUUAUCAAGGCGUGA